This is a messenger RNA of Mesorhabditis spiculigera, 1635 nucleotides long. Lineage: Eukaryota; Metazoa; Nematoda; Chromadorea; Rhabditida; Rhabditidae. The record is from the annotation of a GenBank genome assembly.
AUGAGUGUACUCAGGGAUAUUCUGGAAAAGGGCUAUGUGGAUCCGGAAAUCCUGGAAGCCCUAGAUGAAGAACAAAAACAAAUGCUUUUUAUCCAGAUGCGCCAAGAGCAAAUGCGAAAAUUUGCUGCUUACGAAGAAAUGCUUGAGCGCAAGGGCUUGCCGGCGAGGCGCCCCAAAAAGAAGGCCGUCAGAUGGCGAACCGGAACUGACGGAGACGUCUGGGUAUGGGUUAUGGGCGAUCACCCUGAUGACAAGACCAUUGAACAGAUUUUAGAAGAGGAAGCACGGCGCGAAGCGAGAGUUCGCGCGCUGCAAGAGCUGGAGCAUGAGCACGAAGCUAGUAACAGUAUGGAGGAAGCCUUGAAGGCGCAACUUGGCAGUCUGAGGGUCGGCGCUACGGGUGGCUCAAUUUAUGAAGAAAGCGACAACAGCUGGGAGGACCAAAUCAACGGCAAGCCACCGUUGCUACUUCAACCGCAAACACAUGCAUCAGUGGGUCUUCAUAUUCGCAACUUCGAGAACAAUCAGGCGAAUCGCAACACGCCUCCGCAAAAAACGUCGCCAAUUCCGAAGCAAAAUGGGAUUGGUAAUGGCGGGCUGACGGCCUCACCACAGAAAGCCGUCGUCACUACAUUCAGCACGCCGACUCCACAAGUUGCUGUCAUUGGUGCGAAGGGAACGACGCGCGUCGAUCGAGGCCCUCCUCCACCCGUCCCGGCCAGGCCGCCACAGUUCCCAUCCGUUACAAAGCCGCCGGCGACUCAGAAUGUGCAGCCCUUGCCCGUUGCUACCCCGGAAAUCCUCGAUUUGACCCUACGAACUGCAGAGCAGCAAAACGGGCUUGGAGUCAAAAUGCGUCAGCAGAAAAACUCCAGCGAAGAAAGUACUCAAGAGGUCCAUAAACGAGAAUCGGAAAUCUUUCAGACGAUCCAGGAUAAAAGGGAACAGCUACGUAAGGACGCCGAAAUCGAAGCGGAACGCGAAAAGCUUGCCUGGGAGGAACAAGAAAAACGAUCACGUGAGGCGGAAGCUACGAUCAAGGCCAUCGCGCAGAAAGCGAGGGAGCAGCACCGUCAGCUACUCCGCACCUCAACGUCCAUCUUGCCUGCGCUGGCCGAUACCAACGCGACAAGUCUUCGCGAGGCUAUCAAAAACUUACCUCGACCGCCAAGGCCAAAAAAUCGUGACGAGAUCAUCUCAUGGUUCAAAAAGAACGAGCUUGGGCGGGGGACCGGCUUCGAUCCCAAGACUGGACUCCCUGCUCCAUGGUUUCAUGGCAUCAUUUCCCGUGACGCUGCCGAGCAGCUGUUGGUCGAGAAACCGACCGGCUCGUUCUUGGUCCGUGUCUCGGAGCGAAUUUGGGGAUAUACCGUCUCUUACGUGGUGGGCAACGGCUCUUGCAAGCAUUUCCUGAUCGAACGGAUAGAGCAAGGCUACCAAUUUUUGGGCACCAACCAAAUCGUCCACGAUUCGCUCUUCGACCUGAUCAUCUAUCACGAGUCGGCCCCGAUAACUGCGAAGGGAGGCGAGAUCCUGAAAUGGUCCGUGGGCCAAACAACUCGUCCAUUCGACUAUGCUGACCUGCUUCCCGAAACGACGAACAACAAUGGCGUCCGCAAGCUGAAUGGUCGUUUC